AUGGCAGAAAUGAGAGAAUCAAGUCUCUACGGAGACUUGGACGCCUCCGUCCCGGAAAUCAGACUUUUCACCCUUCUUCCUUCUCCCCAGCCCAACGCACCUCUCGUGGGGCAACUCCAGGUCGUGUCCCUGCAUUCCACUCCGCCGUACGAAAGCUUGUCUUACGCCUGGGGUGCACCAGAGUUUUCCGAACCCAUCAUCAUCAAUGAGCAGACCCUGUUCGUGACGCCCAAUCUGGAUUCAGCCCUGCGUGCCCUGCGCCAUGAAGAAAAAGUCCGACUUCUCUGGAUUGAUGCCAUCUGCAUCAAUCAGAGGUCGCCGCAGGAGCGGGGUCACCAGGUGACGCUGAUGCGAACCAUCUAUUCAGAGUGUGAGCGCGACUUGCUGUGGCUCGGACCGAACACGCAUGUCGAGCAAGCCCAUUACAUGAACCUAAGUGAGGAUCUUCUCGGAGAGGGAAUGCAGUUGAUGAGGGGCAUCGCGGACAAAGACAUCUCGGUGUUGGGGGUGAUGGGCCACAAAUGGGCUGCUUAUAAGAAGAACCAAAUAGAGAGGUUUUUGCAUAUUUUGAAGAGACAACAGAGCGAAAAGGAUGCGUCUGAUGCUGAACUGGCCGCUAAGAUAAAACAGAGGGAGGCAGAAUUAUCAGGCACCGCAAAUGACUCAGCUUGGCUCCUAUCAUACGACGAGCAAACGGCCCUCGAAAGAGUUCUGACUUUCCCCACGGUUUGGAACCGAUUGUGGGUGAUGCAGGAACUGUCGUUGGCUCCGAAUAUUCAGCUUGUUGGAGGCAGAUAUACGCUCGAUUGGGAUGUCAUUUCCGGAUUCUUGGGCGAUACACCGUAUGCAGAUGCCUUUCACGGGACAUACUCUCACAAUACCGUUCAGCCUUGUGUGGGGAGAAUAUUCGAGAUCGUACAAAAGAUUGACCAUCAACGUCGGAUCAUGAAGGAAGUCACUGCUGGGCGCCGCGAGUCCAAACUGAUGGAUGUUCUUGCGCGGUUUCGGGAUACAGAAUCAAGCGACCCACGAGACAAGAUAUAUGGUCUAUUGGGCCUAGUCUCAGACAACAUCAACAUUGAGAUCAGUUACGAGCUGACCCCUCAGCAAGUAUUCGCCAGUGUUACCGCUGCUAUCAUCAAUGAGUCAGGGAAUCUCGAUAUCAUCUGCCAACGGCCUUGGACGUCUAACACUGAGUUUAUAUCCUUUAUAGAUGGCCAAGAAAGCUCAACAGGGAAAGAUAAACUCCCAUCUUGGGCUGCUGAUUUCUCUCAAGGUGGUCAAGUUCACCUUUUUGCUCAGAGGUCAAUCUUCCAAGCAGGCAGGCCGUCUUGCAAGGUACCGUGCCAGGUGAUGAAUGGGAGCGUCCUGCACACAAAAGGGACAGUGUUGGGUCGAAUUGGUCCAAUUCUGCAGCAAAAUUCUGUCGAAUCGCCGCAACAGGGUGCGGAUUCUACUUGGAUACCACUUAAAUGGCUUAAGCUUUACCUGGGAUACGAUGUAUUGUCCGCCUCCGAGUCGGAUCAUUCAUAUGUGACAGUCGAACCGGCUUUCACGGCCUUUUGGCGGACAUUGAUAGUGGACUGCGCAGCAUAUCCCAUGACUCGACUUACAAAGAGUCAGGUGGAAGAAGAAGACUCAGCGAUACGAGCAAGAUGGCUACAGAAACUGAACGACUCAACUGACUCCGAGGCAAUACCCAGUCACGAUGACGAGCCAUUCGUUAAUCCUGAGCUUCACACAAUGUGGAGACACAUCACCUCUGACUGGGUGUUUUCAACUACAACAAACGGCCUGUAUGUGUUGAUAACGCAGCCGACGAAGGAGGGGGAUAUCAUCGCCUGCUUGGAUGGCGGGAAGGUUCCCGUCGUCCUCAGGCCACUGGAGGACGCUUCCAGUGGCGAAGAAAAUAGAUACCAAUUCAUCAACGUCGCAUACGUACAUGGACUGAUGAAUUUUGGGACCAAGGACUCAACGAUUCUCCGCGAAAAACUUGGCCUAGAAGAUCAGGAGUUUUGGCUUGUGUAG
Messenger RNA from Clonostachys rhizophaga, 2028 nucleotides. The record is from the annotation of a GenBank genome assembly. NCBI's taxonomy places the organism in Eukaryota, Fungi, Ascomycota, Sordariomycetes, Hypocreales, Bionectriaceae.